UGAAAUCAGGGGCUUCCCUGGUGGCGCAGUGGUUGAGAGUCCGCCUGCCGAUGCAGGGGACACGGGUUCGUGCCCCGGUCCGGGAGGAUCCCACGUGCCGCGGAGCGGCUGGGCCCGUGAGCCAUGGCCGCUGAGCCUGCGCGUCCGGAGCCUGUGCUCCGCAACGGGAGGGGCCACAGCAGUGAGAGGCCCGCGUACCGCAAAAAAAAAAAAAAAAAAGUGAAAUCAGAGGGUGGAAAGGGCCCAGGGCCCAGCACCUAUCAGGGCAGGGCCCGGCUGGUUUUGAGGAAGCCAAAGUUGGGGAAUGAACAAAUGAAUGAGGGAAGCAGGGAUGGGGGUUGAGGGGGCGGUCCUGGGCGGGGCCAGGCAGAGCCUGAUUGGUGGUCCUGGGAGGCAGGUCUGCCCCCUGCUGCCUGACCUGCACCCAGAGCCUUGCCAGCCGCCUCCCAGAGUUCCAGAAAGUGCCCUGGUGUCUGAGAUGCCGCUGCCACAGAAGAAGCGCUGGGAGUCCAUGGCCAAGGGGCUGGUGCUGGGAGCACUCUUCACCAGCUUCCUGCUACUGCUGUACUCCUACGCCGUCCCCCCGCUGCACACUGGCCUGGCCUCCACCAGGACCCCCGAGGGCACAGCACCCUGCUCCCCGGCCCUGAGUGAGCCAGAGGCACUGACCCCGGCCAACGGCUCGGUGGGAGGCUGCCAGCCGAGGCGCGACAUCGUGUUCAUGAAGACGCACAAGACGGCCAGCAGCACGCUGCUCAACAUCCUGUUCCGCUUCGGCCAGAAGCACGGGCUCAAGUUCGCCUUCCCCAACGGCCGGAACGACUUCGACUACCCGGCCUUUUUCGCACGCAGCCUGGUGCAGGACUACCGGCCCGGGGCCUGCUUCAACAUCAUCUGCAACCACAUGCGCUUCCACUACGACGAGGUCCGGGGCCUGGUGCCGCCCAACGCCACCUUCAUCACUGUGCUCCGCGACCCCGCCCGCCUCUUCGAGUCCUCCUUCCACUACUUUGGCUCCGUGGUGCCCUUCACGUGGAAACUCUCGGGCCGCGACAAGCUGGCCAAGUUCCUGCAGGACCCAGACCGCUACUACGACCCCCACGGCUACAACGCCCACUACCUCCACAACCUGCUCUUCUUCGACCUGGGCUACGACAGCGACCUGGACCCCGGCAGCCCGCAGGUGCAGGAGCACAUCCUGGAGGUGGAGCGCCGCUUCCACCUCGUGCUCCUGCAGGAGUAUUUCGACGAGUCGCUAGUGCUGCUCAAGGACCUGCUGUGCUGGGAGCUGGAGGACGUGCUCUACUUCAAGCUCAAUGCCCGCCGCGACUCGGCAGUGCCGCGCCUCUCCGGCGAGCUGUACCGGCGCGCCACAGCCUGGAACGUGCUGGACGCCCGCCUCUACCGCCACUUCAACGCCAGCUUCUGGCGCAAGGUGGAGGCCUUUGGGCGCGAGCGCAUGGCCCGCGAGGUGGCCGCCCUGAGGCGCGCCAACGAGCGCAUGCGCCGCAUCUGCAUAGACGGCGGCCACGCGGUGGAUGCGACCGCCAUCCAGGACUCGGCCAUGCAGCCCUGGCAGCCGCUGGGCACCAAAUCCAUCCUGGGCUACAACCUCAAGAAGAGCAUUGGGCGGCGGCACGCGCAGCUCUGUCGGCGCAUGCUCACACCCGAGAUCCAGUACCUGAUGGACCUGGGCGUCAACCUGUGGGUCACCAAGCUCUGGAAGCUCAUCCGGGACUUCCUGCAGUGGUGACGCCCGCCCGUGGAGGAGGGCUGAGCAGGGGCCCGCUGGCCUCCCCCCACGGCCCUCCUGGUGCCACCCCAGCCCCUGGGGUGAGGCGGGGCUACUGCAGGGGUGCGACCAGCCAAGGACUGGGCCCACUGCACACAGGGCCUGAGAUCAGUAUUUGACUAAUUAUAGUUUUUGGUUUUUGGUUUUUCGUUUUUUAAAUUAAAUCCCCUUCCCUCCAAAAAAGAAUGUUCUAUUUUCUGGCUCCCCUUAAAGGGGAGACUUCAGAAGUAAAAGAAUUUGAUGUGUUUUUGUUAA
Messenger RNA from Orcinus orca (killer whale), 2047 nucleotides. RefSeq names its product galactose-3-O-sulfotransferase 1 (gene GAL3ST1). Gene Ontology annotation, cellular component: membrane. NCBI's taxonomy places the organism in Eukaryota, Metazoa, Chordata, Mammalia, Artiodactyla, Delphinidae. Gene Ontology annotation, molecular function: galactosylceramide sulfotransferase activity. The transcript is spliced from 3 exons. The record is from RefSeq and is a predicted model, not a curated record. Gene Ontology annotation, biological process: myelination; galactosylceramide biosynthetic process. Bases 317 to 1753 code for a protein of 478 amino acids.